Molecule: messenger RNA, 122 nt
Organism: Scutellospora calospora
Lineage: Eukaryota; Fungi; Glomeromycota; Glomeromycetes; Diversisporales; Gigasporaceae
Source: the annotation of a GenBank genome assembly
CUAGUUGGUCUCCAUUGGCUCCAUUCGCAAAUUAUUCUCAAUGGAGCAAUGGAGUGAUGUCAAUGGAGUUGUUCUCCAUUCAUCCAAUGGAUAAAUGUGCCAACCCUGCCUUAAUCCUAUGA